GAAACACCAACGAAGAAGAAACCGCCAGAGGAAAGAGGUCCUUGCGCUCUUGGAGCAAGUUCAUUGACAACAGUCUGCCGUCGUCGCUGUCAUGGCCUUCCUGUGCAGAAGUGCUGCUUCGCUCCUGAAGCCCUCCAGAGCAGCGCCGGCUGUCCUGACUGCUGCCCGCCUCUACAGCUCAGGUGGUCAGUAUGAGUACAUUUUGGUGGAGAAGCGAGGUGAGAAGAAUAACGUGGGUUUCAUCCAGCUGAACCGACCCAAAGCUCUCAACGCUUUGUGUGACGGGCUGAUGAAGGAGGUGGGACGGGCCCUGGAUGCCUUUGAAGCCGACAGUGACGUUGGAGCCGUCGUCAUCACUGGCAGUGAGAAAGCCUUUGCUGCGGGAGCGGACAUUAAAGAAAUGCAGAAUCGCACCUUCCAGGAGUGUUAUGGUGGAAACUUCCUGGCUCAUUGGAACAGGGUGUCCACAGUGAGGAAGCCUGUGAUUGCAGCUGUCAAUGGAUUUGCUCUGGGUGGAGGCUGUGAGCUGGCGAUGAUGUGUGACAUCAUCUAUGCCGGAGAGAAGGCGCAGUUUGGCCAACCAGAGAUCCUGCUGGGGACCAUCCCAGGGGCGGGUGGCACCCAGCGACUGACCCGUGCGGUGGGAAAAUCCCUGGCUAUGGAGAUGGUACUCACAGGAGACCGAAUUAAUGCACAAGACGCCAAGCAGUCAGGUUUGGUGAGUAAAGUUUGUCCUGUGGACCAGUUGGUGUCCGAAGCUGUUAAAUGUGGGGAGAAAAUUGCAUCCAACUCCAAACUGGUCAGUGCUAUGGCAAAAGAGGCUGUUAACGCAGCUUAUGAACUGACUUUGGCUGAGGGUAAUCGUCUGGAAAAGCGCUUAUUCCACGCUACCUUUGCUACAGAUGACCGUAAAGAAGGCAUGACGGCAUUUGUGGAGAAGAGAAAGGCCAGUUUCCAGGACAAGUAGAAAAGAGCAGAUGAAGAGCUCGGCCAACAUCGCAGUUCCUGAUAUCAGCAGCUCAUCUCCUUAAUGAAAUCAGUUGAAUGAUGCAAAAAUCCUGAUUGGUAGUGGAGCAUACAAGCUGUUUAAUAUAGGAUUCAAGGAUUUACACUGAGUGCGCAAGAGUGUCUUAUCACAGAAAAACCCGCCUGCUGAGCUUCAGUAUCCAAAAUCAGAGUGUGUGUGCCGGAGUGCAGAGGGGUUUGCAGGUGUGUUGUGGUCCGUGUGUAAUGGAUGGACCCGGACUUGGUGACUUGUAAUGACUUUGCCUUUUCAUUUUCAACUGUCAAAAUGUUUGUCUGCAUUAAGUGGGCAACUUGUUGUCCGUGUACAUUUUUCAAAUAAAACUCAAUAGUGAUUUUCAGU
Molecule: messenger RNA, 1366 nt
Organism: Scatophagus argus
Lineage: Eukaryota; Metazoa; Chordata; Actinopteri; Scatophagidae
Gene: echs1
Product: enoyl CoA hydratase, short chain, 1, mitochondrial
Exons: 8
Coding region: 92-967 (291 amino acids)
Biological process (GO): fatty acid beta-oxidation
Cellular component (GO): mitochondrion
Molecular function (GO): enoyl-CoA hydratase activity
Source: RefSeq, a predicted model, not a curated record